ACCAAUCACCAAAAGAGCCCUUACAGCAGGAGUCUUCAGUAGAAGAGCUGCAGUCAAAAAGGCAGCCACUCAAACAAAAUUCUCAACAAUAUCUAUUGAAAAAAUUGGAAAGGAGAGUAAUGGACCUGGAAAAAGAUAUAAGAAUUAUUAAAUUAGAUAUGCGGAAAAUGGAUGAAGAACGGGCGAGACAAAGACAUCGAGAACGGGAAAGAGAAAUUGAACGUGAGAGACAAAAGACGAAAGAAAUGCAGAAGGAGUUAGAGAGGGAGACCGAAAAAUUGAGGAAAAUGAGAAAAGAAUAUUAAUUUAUCAUAAAUUUUGCAUUUAAAAAA
Messenger RNA from Leptopilina boulardi, 332 nucleotides. RefSeq lists its product as uncharacterized. NCBI's taxonomy places the organism in Eukaryota, Metazoa, Arthropoda, Insecta, Hymenoptera, Figitidae. Bases 120 to 305 code for a protein of 61 amino acids. The transcript has 2 exons. The record is from RefSeq and is a predicted model, not a curated record.